This is a messenger RNA of Styela clava, 1428 nucleotides long. Its product is annotated as peroxisomal sarcosine oxidase-like. NCBI's taxonomy places the organism in Eukaryota, Metazoa, Chordata, Ascidiacea, Stolidobranchia, Styelidae. Gene Ontology annotation, cellular component: peroxisome. The record is from RefSeq and is a predicted model, not a curated record. Gene Ontology annotation, molecular function: L-pipecolate oxidase activity; sarcosine oxidase activity; flavin adenine dinucleotide binding.
UAUAUAUUAUGCUAUCAGGAUUAAUUUGGCAAUUUGAACUCACUUUAAUAAGCGAUUUAAAUGGAUGCGGAUGUUAUAGUAGUCGGUGGUGGGAUUAAUGGCCUUUGGACAGGAUUUCAUCUAACUCAUGAAGGAAAAAAGACUAUUUUAUUCGAGCAGUUUCCCUAUCCACAUACUCGAGGAAGUUCUCACGGGCAAUCUAGAAUCACCAGGUCUUCCUAUGCAUCAGAAGAAUAUGUUGCAAUAUUGCCUGAAGCAAACAAACAUUGGAAAGAACUUGAGAAGGAGACAGGAAAAAAAUUGUACUUAGAUAUCGGUUGCAUCAAUAUGUACAACAUGAAGCAAAAUGAAGAAGAAUUCAAUUCUAUCAUUCAAAACUUGAAAAAGCACCAAAUCAAUCACGAAAUUAUACCUGGUGAACAACUGUCCGAACGGUUUCACGGCAUUAGCAAUGAUUCGCAAUACAGGGGAAUAUUUGAGACGAAUGCUGGUUUAUUGAGAGCAGAUAAAUGCUUGUCCGCUUUGCAAGAAAGCUUCAAAUCUCACGGUGGAGAACUGCGAGACGGCGAGAAGGUAUUGUCUGUAGUUCCAAUCAACCAAGACAAAGUUGAGGUAAAGACCUCCAUCAAGACAUACACUUGCAAAUUCGUUGUUUUAACGUGUGGACCAUUUAUAAACGACCUUUUGGCUUCUGUACAUUUACGACUACCAGUACAGCCUAUCAAGGUGACAGCUUACUAUUGGAAAGAAAAGCCGGGCUUCACUUAUUCGAUUGCUAACAAUUUCCCAGUAGCAAGAGACGUCUCGGCUAGAGUAUACUUCCUUCCUUCGUGUGAAUAUUCGGGCCUGGUGAAGAUAUGCAAGCAUUCUGGAGUUGCGGUUGACGAUCCGAAUACGAGAGAUGUUAUUACUCGAAAAAUAGAAGAGGAAGAGAAGAAAGCACUGGAAGAAUUAAAAUCAGAUAUCGGAAUUCGUUUUCCCGGAAUUGACAACAGUAAUCCAGCAAUUAAAGAAACCUGCAUGUAUACCGAUUCUCCAGAUAAGAAUAGUAUCCUAGAUUUUCAUCCCGAACAUUCGAAUAUUGUUAUUGGAACAGGAUUUUCUGGUACCGGAUUCAAAACUUCGCCUACAGUUGGUGGAAUACUGGCAGCGAUGGCUACUGGAAAACAAUGUCCAUAUCCUCUUGAACCUUUUACAUUAAAUAGGUUCAAUCAAUGAUCAUUCUGUGAACAUAAUAAGACAAGAAAACAUGAAUAUCAGCGGAACAUAUGAGCUUUUACUAAAUAUUUGUAUUUGAGCUACAAACUUAUCUGUUAAUUCUGCAGCAUAAUCUGCCUACAUCAUGUAAUAUUUUGGUAAAUUUAUAUUGUUGCUUCAAUAUCCAAAGAUGUAGUUUUAUAGGUGUGAUGCAUUUGUAAAAAUUGCAUA